Dendroctonus ponderosae (mountain pine beetle) is the source of this 4212-nucleotide messenger RNA. It is a transcript of the gene Orp8, whose product is annotated as oxysterol-binding protein-related protein 8. The record is from RefSeq and is a predicted model, not a curated record. Gene Ontology annotation, cellular component: cytosol; membrane; intracellular membrane-bounded organelle. NCBI's taxonomy places the organism in Eukaryota, Metazoa, Arthropoda, Insecta, Coleoptera, Curculionidae. The transcript has 14 exons. Gene Ontology annotation, molecular function: cholesterol binding. Bases 184 to 2745 code for a protein of 853 amino acids.
CUUCCGCUUUUACGCAUGACAUUUUAGAACUGAGUUUAUAGUUUUGUUAUGAUUGUCAUUAAUUACUUCAGAGAUGUUUGAAGUGCAAAUGCGAAUAUAUUUUAUAAAAGAAGUGUUAAUUUGUUGGUAUUUUGGUUUAUAACGACUCGUUGCCACUGAUUAUAGUUAUUUUUGCCGUAAACAAUGUCUGCAAAUAGUGGGGUUCAGAAUAGUCCUGGCAAUCCAGAUGCAGCGGUUUCUACGGGAACAGCGUCAAAUAAAAGCACUCCUGCUCAUCCCAAAAAUGACGAAAAGAAAUCAAGAGUUAUAUUAAAUAUUUUGCCGAAAUUGCCAUCUACAGAUUCACUAAGUAACAGCCCUGGGCCUGGUAGUCCAGGCAUCACAAAUGUAGAUAGACUCGAGACCGCAGUAAACACAGAUGGGUUACAUUCCCCUGAAUCAUGUUCCAAACUAAUGCGUAAAGAGUCUUACAAGGCCCAAAGAAAAAAUUACCGGAAAGAAAAGAAAAGAGUUACCAACGAACUAUUAAAUUCUCUCAAAGACCCUACAGUGGUAGUUCUAGCCGAUUGGUUAAAAGUACGGGGCACUUUGAAGUCGUGGACUAAACUUUGGUGUGUCUUAAAACCGGGUUUGCUGGUUCUGUAUAAAAGCCCAAAGUCAAAGGUAAAGAGCAGUCAUUGGGUUGGCACGAUACUGUUAAACUCCUGCAAAGUAAUAGAAAGGCCCAGCAAGAAGGACGGAUUCUGCUUCAAACUGUACAAUCCUUUGGAGCAAACCAUUUGGGCACACAGGAGACCAGAAAACGAGACUAUUAGGGCCGUAGUACAACCACUACCAAGUUCAUACUUAAUAUUCCGAGCCCCCAGCCAGGCAUCUGGCAUGUGCUGGCUCGAUGCUUUGGAAAUAUCAAUUCGAAAUGACAGUGCUCUUGUGAGAUCAGUCAGCAAUAAAUCCACGUCCGGUAGCACAACGCAUGAGACACAAUGGAGUGAAACUGAUUACGAAAAACAUUUUGUUCAUGAUUUGGAUAAUAUUAGUCAAGCUGAUAAUGGGGCUCAACUGAGCACUGGCGAAGUUGACAUCAGUGAUACGGAAUCGGAGUUAUCCCAUAAAGACGACGAUUUGGAUGUCGAUCCUCCUGAAACACUUUAUGUUGUAAAUACUGAAGAGGAGUUCGGAGAAGUGGGAGCUCAAGUAGAAGAAUUAGCAGAAGAGCACAAGUCUUUAAUUUGGUACUUGAUAAGGCAAGUGCGGCCUGGUAUGGAUCUAAGCAAAGUUGUUUUGCCAACAUUCAUUCUUGAACCGAGAUCUUUUCUCGACAAAUUAUCCGAUUCCUAUUACCACGUAGAUAUUCUAACCCAAGCUGUUCUCGAAGAUGACGCUUUCACGAGAAUGAAGGAGGUUGUUAAAUGGUACCUUUCAGGCUUGUACAAAAAGCCCAAGGGUCUGAAGAAGCCUUAUAAUCCGAUUUUAGGUGAAACUUUCAGAUGUUUCUGGUUACAUUCCAAUGGUACCAAAACCUUUUAUAUUGCCGAACAAGUUUCCCAUCAUCCUCCAGUUUCGGCAUUUUACGUUACAAACCGGCAAGAUGGUUUUGCGAUUAGCGCUAGUAUAUUAGCCAGAUCGAAAUUUUAUGGCAAUUCAACAUCGGCUAUUCUCGAUGGUACUGCUGUUCUUACGCUUUUGCCCCGUGGAGAAGAUUACAAAUUAACCGUACCUUAUGCUCAUUGCAAAGGAAUUUUAAUGGGCACACUCACAAUGGAGUUGGGUGGCAAAGUGACAAUAGAUUGUGAAAAAACGGGGUACUACACUGAACUGGAAUUUAAAUUGAAGCCCUUUUUGGGCGGUUCGGAGCAAACGAAUUGUAUCUCUGGCCGGUUAAAGUUGGGAAAAGAGACUUUGGCUACUAUAGAAGGAUAUUGGGAUGGAACGAUUAACAUAAAAGACAAACGUACUGGAGAGGUGCAAGUACUAUUCUCCUCAACGCACGCAACAAGAAAGCAAAGGUUGAUGAGAUAUACAGUACCGCUGGAUAGUCAAGGAGAAAACGAGUCUGAGAAAUUAUGGCAGCAUGUUUCUGCAGCCAUACAGCGAGAUGACAUGAACGCUGCUACCGAGGAAAAAACCCUUUUAGAGGAGGCACAAAGAGCUAGAUCAAAAGAACGCAAAGCUAAGUGCGAGGAAUGGGUUCCAGUGCAUUUUCAACAAGACCUGAAGACAGGUCAGUGGGUGUAUAAACAUUCUGAUUUGCGUCCUUGGGAUCCGCGAAAUGAUCUUUACCAAUACGAAAAUGAGUACAAGAUCCUCACUAGGACUCAGCAUCCUACUCCAAUGAUCAGAACUGCUAGUAUCAUCAGCGUGGAACCACAACAGAUCAUCGAAUAUCGGAGCUCCGCGAAAGUUUCAAAGCGGAAGCUGGCUACCAAGCAGAUUUCUUCUGAUGCUGAUGCAAAUGACAGUACCACCGAUGAAUUUCAUUCUGAUUCGUCUCAAGAAGGUAAAAAGGAGAAGACCAUAUCCAAUUCAAGAUAUGUUUGUUGCAGUAUAAAAGCAAAGUUACAGGAAAUGGAUAAACAUCUCCAAGAGGUCGAUCAAAAGAUCAACCAGGUCCAGAAAACGGUAACCUACAUGGUAAAUGUAAAUCAAAGAUCGACCAGCAACAUUUCGAAUAUUUUUAACAUAUUUAUCGUCGUUUUUUUCCUGGGCGUUUUCGAAGCGGGUCUGUUUUAUAUGUUCAAAAAGUAGACUAAUUUUUUUAGUGCAAUCGAAUGUGAUAUAAAUGUUAGAGGGUAAAGUGUUUUCUUGCUUUUAAAGCUUUAAUUUAACUUUUAGUCGUUCUUACUUCGUCGUGGAUUUUUUAACUAAGUGUAUCCCCCAGAUAUCUUGUUGCCAAAAACUCAUGUUUAUCAUAUGUGUAUUUUAUACCUCUUUAUAUUGUCUACAUGUAUGGAAUUAGUACACUUGCCAUUUAAAAUAUGUACGCGAGUACCAAUAAGUAUGUUUAUUGGUUUUAUGGAGUGCACGAUUGUCCGAUUCCUGACUUCGUUCAAUUACAAAUUUGUAUGGCUUCGAAGUGCCUUUGAAGUAACGAACUGUUACGAAAAUAGCCUGAUUAAAUAGCAAUAACACAACCGAAAGAAGUAUGAGCAAUAAAAAUAGGUUGAUAAAUUAUGUUUCCCUCUUUCUGCUAGAACACCGUGUACAUUUUACAUUACGUUUCGCUGUUUUUUAAAUAUUGGAGUUUCCUUGCUCAGAUUGCAAACUAGUCGUCCAGUAGGUGAAGUCAGGAAUGUAAUAGACAUUAAAGCGAACUAGUUAAGAGCUUUCUGGUAAAUUUGAAUAAAUGACUGUGCAAGCGCAUGAAGCUUAAAGGGUAUUUGCUAGCAAAUUUUAUUCCCUUAAUUGAUCUUGUUUAUAGUUGAGUUGAUAAUUUUAACUGGAAAGCCCUGUCAACUAAGGAAUACAAUUUGAAUUGCAUUUAAGUGAAAUUUAAUAUGUUUAUUACGGCAUCAUAUUAAUCAGUCACCCCCGUUUUACAUUCGUGAGGAUUCUUUAAAGGUAAAUAUAAUUUGAUUUAAUUUUUGCCCUGAGGUUUGACGAUUGUUAAAAAAUCUCCUAAAACAUGUUUUUCUUUUUAUGACCGUCGAAACAGCUUUUAUUGUUAUCUUAACCAGUUUAAAGAAUCCUUAUUUGUUAAAUUAUGCAACCACAGUUAAGAACUUUUGUACUGUUAGUUUUUUUAUCUAAGUUUAUUUAAUGUUUUACACUUUUGUUUAUAUUAUUUUGCAUACAUAUUUAGCCAACUCCAUAUAUUCGGGCCCAUAAGAUUGGUCGAUUGAUUAAGAGUAAAGUCCUCCUUGGAUUUUUCGAAUCAAUUUCAAAUUGAUUACGCACAUCUCCGUCUUGAGCGAUAUGAACACUUUCAAUCCCACAUUUUCUUCGUCUUGUUAUAUUUAAUACUUUUACAGAAUUAUAACGGGAUUUAGCACAUAUCCGGGUCGAAGGACCGCUAAUAGCAUUGGCUCUCUAGUUUCUUCCUUUUAUCCACUAUCAAGAAGUACAUUAUGUGAAAUCAUCUCGAUGUUAAUGAAUUUUUACCUAUGUGGUGUAAGCAUUUUUAGUCCAUAAAUAUUUAAUUGGCUUGAGGAAUCACUUUUGAAAAUAGUAUAUCGCACUUUGGUGAUGUUCUAUCAAAUAAACUAUCAAUGAUUA